Messenger RNA from Cetraspora pellucida, 312 nucleotides. The record is from the annotation of a GenBank genome assembly. Lineage: Eukaryota; Fungi; Glomeromycota; Glomeromycetes; Diversisporales; Gigasporaceae.
AUGAUUAUAGCAUUAGCUACCGUUAUCAAUUCUAUAAGAGUUAUCACUGCCCAUGGCUCUCAAAAUGCUUCCCCAGUGAAUGUGAUGUUAACGUCGGGUGACAACAAAAACUCGACCGCAAGCAUCUGUGUAGAUUGCUUAUUCUAUGAUUAUGGAUACUUUUAUUUGCAUUUAAUUGUUUUUGUUAUAAUCCUUCUAAUAACUGCUUUUGGACUUAUUGUUGUUUGCUGUGCGAUUCAUUUUGCCUCAGUUAUUCGUGAAUAUUCUAUAAGACGUAAAGCUGAAGAGGAUAAUCCUGAUAUUCCUAAUUAA